AUGACUGGCACAGGGCGCUCACCAGCUGCUGUCCACGCGCACUCGAUCCUCAAAACCUCAACCAUCGGAAUCAUCUCUUCUACUGGAUUUCGCAAAUCAUCGGGGAACGCAGUCGAUCUGCUAACCGAGAUCCUGCAGCGCUACAUUGCGCUCCUCGCGACUACGUGCGUCUCAAAUGCUGAUCAAGCAAACCGCGCUCAGGUCGCGCCGCGAGACCUUGCGACUGCGCUGGAGGAGCUGGGGUCCAGCGUCGACGAAGUGAGAGAAUGGGUCGAAGUGGAAAGCUCUGAAGAGAAGGAGCUGUCCAAGGCUACUGGCACACAUGCCAAAGCUGCAGCACUCAAGGAGCUAAUGGAUGCAACCAGAGCUCCAGCACCCGCAUCCGAAGAACGCAGAAUCUUGACGUUCGAGUACGUGACAGAGGCGGACCGACGGGCCGCGUCAGCCUAUGCCCGCGCUGUGGAUGAUGACACGAGCGGUAGCGAUGACGAAAGCGCGACAGAUGCCCUUCUGUCAGAUCGUGCCGACAAGUCCGAAACCAGCAGCUCGACAAGUCACGAAGUGGACACCGGGGAGCAUCCUGUAGCGCCGUUCUCUGUGGAACUGCCUUUCAUUCCAUCGCAUCUGCCACCGAUCCCUAGCGAGAAGUCUUUUGUGGCUCAUGCAACCGAGCAGAUUUAUGCGGAUUUGGCUGCGAGCAACGUCGACAAGGGAAAGGCAAGACAGCUUGAAGAUGACGUUCGAAAAGCAAGGGAGGCAAAUGAGGCUCACGUUCGCCGAGUCAUUCGGGAUGUCUGGCGUGAGGAAGUAUCCUAUGAUUGCUCACAACUACGACAGCGCAUCUCGAAUGCAUCUCUCGACCUCCCGUGCAUCGAUAAGUCCGCGCCGAUUGCCGAGCAGCCGCGUGCUAACUCUCUACAUGCCUUUGCGGCCGAUUUUGUCGCGCUGCAAAGCGAGCGUACAUCUUCCGCCCGAGCUGGCAUCCUGAUGACGCCCGAAGGCUCUCAACAGCACACUCAGACACUGCUGAAACGGCGGCGGAUGGCCUCUUCGCUUGCCGACCCUUCUCGAUUCAUGCCGCUGGACAGUUUGCACGCUGCUGUUUCCGCGCGGCCAUCUGCGAGUCCUUUUACACCGAGCCCGUCCCUGCUAAUCACGCUACCAUCGGACGGAAGCGCGCCCGUCUUCACGCCGACUAAUGCACAUGGACGCUCCGUCUGCCUUGUCCCACCCUCAUGUGCCGCAGCGCAGCCCGCGCUCGGAUACCGCUGGCCGGUACAGGUGCAGUCCGCUGUGCGCGCCGUCGCAGAACUCGACAUCCAGCGCAAGGUCGCGCGCAUCGACGACCCGCCCCCGCUGUACGACUCGCAGCACGUUGAGCGCGUCUUCCGCGGCAUGCCCGCGAGUAGGCAACUUCUGGGUGCCGCGCACAGCGCGCUAGCGCCUGCGCUGAACGCGCUGGCUGUGCAGCAGAAGAGGAAGCUGGGUGCUGCGAGCGACGAUGCAGAUCUCGAGCUGCCUACAAAGGGCACGCUUGUGUACACAUGGGACUGGACGACAAAAGACCCGUUCGACGACACCCUCCCGGGCAAGCGGCUGCCCUAAGAAUGCAAUAUGCUCAGCACCGCUUUCUACUGUAUAAUCUUCACAUUGAAAACCCGAGCAGUACAUUAUCGAUCAAUCGUGUCACCCUGCUCUUCUUUCCAUCGGGCUCAAUUUCGCUCGCAAGUAGCGCACCGCUCAUGAUCGCCUUGUCGACUUUAAAAUCGCUGCUUCCAACACUCGCAGCCUGCUGCUCCAGAUUUGCAAGUGUACUUGGAUCAUUAAGCGAGAUGUAGUCGAGCUGCAAGCGCACACCGUCUUUUUGCGCGAGCGCCGCUUCUCCCGC
This is a messenger RNA of Tilletiaria anomala UBC 951, 1888 nucleotides long. RefSeq lists its product as uncharacterized. NCBI's taxonomy places the organism in Eukaryota, Fungi, Basidiomycota, Exobasidiomycetes, Georgefischeriales, Tilletiariaceae. The coding region runs from base 1 to 1605 and encodes 534 amino acids. Gene Ontology annotation, cellular component: transcription factor TFIID complex. Gene Ontology annotation, molecular function: protein heterodimerization activity. The record is from RefSeq and is a predicted model, not a curated record. The transcript is spliced from 2 exons.